Messenger RNA from Psammomys obesus (fat sand rat), 735 nucleotides. Its product is annotated as gamma-tubulin complex component 3-like. The annotation marks the transcript as partial. Gene Ontology annotation, molecular function: gamma-tubulin binding; microtubule minus-end binding. The transcript is spliced from 5 exons. The record is from RefSeq and is a predicted model, not a curated record. Gene Ontology annotation, cellular component: equatorial microtubule organizing center; gamma-tubulin small complex; centrosome. Lineage: Eukaryota; Metazoa; Chordata; Mammalia; Rodentia; Muridae. Gene Ontology annotation, biological process: microtubule nucleation; spindle assembly; mitotic cell cycle.
GGAGUUUUGAAAAACAAAUGGUCAAUCCUCUACCUCUUGCUGAACCUUAGUGAGGAUCCUCGCAAGCAAGCCAGCAAGGUAACUAGCUAUGCUUCGUUAUUUGCACAAGCAUUACCAAGAGAUGCUCACUCGACGCCUUACUACUAUGCCAGGCCUCAGACCCUCCCCCUGAACUACCAGGACCGCAGCAUACAGGCACAGAGCUCUGGCAGCUUGGGCAGCAGCGGCAUCAGCAGUAUUGGCAUGUGUGGCCUCAGUGGACCCACCCCUGUGCAGCCUUUCCUCCCUGGACAGUCUCAUCAAGCUCCAGGAGUUGGUGAUGGCCUUCGACAGCAGCUGGGGCCUCGUCUUGCGUGGACUAUGACUACAAAUCAACCUUCUUCACAAACCCCUACCUCCAAAGGUUUCCCAAAUGCUCUUUCUCGCAACAUCACCACCCGGUCAAGGAGAGAAGGGGAUCUAAGUGGCACAUUGGAAGUUACUGAAGCAGCUCUUGUGAGAGACAUUCUCUACGUGUUCCAGGGCAUUGAUGGCAAAAACAUCAAAAUGAGCAGCACUGAAAACUGUUACAGAGUGGAAGGGAAGGCGAACUUAAAUAAAUCUCUGAGGGACACAGCAGUCCGGCUUGCUGAGUUGGGAUGGUUACAUAAUAAAAUCAGAAAAUAUGCUGACCAGAGGAGUCUGGACCGCUCAUUUGGACUUGUAGGUCAGGUAUGUUCAUCAUUGUGGGUUUGA